This is a messenger RNA of Colletes gigas, 2425 nucleotides long. RefSeq lists its product as uncharacterized. The record is from RefSeq and is a predicted model, not a curated record. Gene Ontology annotation, cellular component: endomembrane system. Bases 482 to 1783 code for a protein of 433 amino acids. NCBI's taxonomy places the organism in Eukaryota, Metazoa, Arthropoda, Insecta, Hymenoptera, Colletidae. The transcript has 7 exons.
AUGCAUUCACACGCAUAUACGAUAAAACGCAUCCUCGUAUAAUUGAAUUUCCAUGUUAUUGAGAAUUUCAAAGUGGUUCACUCGAGUUUGUAGUGAAUUAUAAUUGUAUAUUAUAGAUUAUAGAAUUUCAAUUUUUUCCGUGCGUUGUCGCAAUUUAAAAAUGGAUCUUUAGCCCAAUGCAACAGAUCAUACACAGAGUCACACGGUCACACCACGUUUAAAUCGUACUUUUGCUAUAGUUAACGCGUCCGAUACACACGGCAUACGUUUGUAGAACAUAACCUCUUCGGGACCUGCGAUGUGGCACCUCUCGAUUUAACAUAUUUUAGCCCGCCUCUCGAAAGACAGAUCCAUUCAAACGAAAGCAAUGAUCAAGGUGUAGACAUUCAGCGGCAACCGUGUCGCAAACAAUUAAUGUAAACUCGUCGAUAGAUAUGAUUGUAUAUACAUAGCGAACCAAAAAAAAAAAAAAAAAAGAAAAAUGAGAGUGUCAUUAGUAAUAUUGGGAGUUUUGUCCUUUUUUGACGUGUAUAGAUUCACGAACGCUUGGGAUAAUGACGAUCUGGAGGUGUUUGACGUUUUCGAGGAAGUCAAUCAAAACUUUUAUGAAGUGCUCGGUGUCCCACAGGCUGCCAAUGCCUCGGAGAUUAAAAAGGCUUUUAGGCGAUUGUCCCUCCAAUUGCACCCAGACAAAAAUGAUGCAGAGGACGCGGAGCAACAGUUCAGAAAACUGGUCGCUGUGUAUGAUAUAUUGAAAGAUCCUGGAAAAAGACAGAGAUAUGAUAAUGUACUUAUUAACGGAUUGCCAAAUUGGCGAUCGGCUGUAUAUUAUUACCGUCAUGUACGGAAAAUGGGUCUUGUAGAAUUAAGUAUGAUUUUAUUCAUAGUUAUUACGGUCGGACAAUAUUUGGUAGCAUGGGCUGCAUAUUUUGAGAAGAGAUAUACAUAUGAGCAAGUGUUGGGUAGUAAGCUUCAGAAAAUGCAGAAAAAGAAUAAAAAGGGGAAAAUGGACGUCCCGGAUUUAGCAGAUAUUUUGGAAAAGAUCCCCACUCCGAGCAUGUGGAAUACACUUCCGUUUCAACUACCGCGUUGGAUAAUAUCGUUCACAUUAUCCAUCCCUAAUCUCAUGCGCGCCAUGCGCGACGUUUUAGAGGAAAGAAAACGUAGGAAAAAACAGGAAGAGGAAGAAGCAUUAGCACAAGAAAUUGAACAACCGGAACCGGAACCCGUAUCUCGUACCAGAAGACGUAGACCUGGUUUCACGCCGCAAGAGAGAAGCGUUAAUAACGUCAAAGAUGUUUUAAAGAGGGACUGUGAUCAAACGAAUCAUGUCUAUCAGAAGCCCGCUACGUCCGGCGGCGGUUUGUGGACUGACGAUGAUAUAUUAGAGUUAAUAAAGCUUGUAAAAAAAUACCCGAGCGGUACGUCGGAGAGAUGGGAUAAAAUUGCGGAUGCUAUGAAUCGUACAGUCACGGACGUUACAUACAUGGCGAAGAAGGUAAAAGAUGAAAGGUUAAAACCGAGCGUUGCUACGGAAGAAACCGUGGUAGAGGAACGUCCGAAAAAAAUAAAAACACGGGUUGAAAAUGUUGACAAUGUUACCGAAUGGAGUCAGGAGCAACAAAAAGCGUUCGAAGCCGCGCUUAUAAAAUAUCCAAAGGGCAUGUCUAUAGACAGAUGGGAAAAAAUUGCAAACUGCGUCGAAGGGAAAACGAAGGAUGAAUGCCAAACGAGAUAUAGACAAUUGGUGGAAUUUGUAAAGAAGAAGCAACAAACUCAGUAGCCCUGCCAUGUACAAGAUAUGUUCCUUCGGCAAAAAAGUGUAGUCCGUACAAUCAAGUCCAAAAAUAGUAUUCAGUUUAUAUCUCAUGAAAAAAAAACAGAAAAAUAUUUCAUGGCUGUUGUACAACAUUUCAGACGGAUGAAUUACAAAUCUCUUAAAGAGUUUCUUACACAGAAACGGAGAUUAAAUAUAAUUGCAUUACGAGUGAUAAAACGUUUAUACACGGAAAAAAGAAUAUUGCUCUUACAUAAUAUUAUUAUUAAAUGUUUCUAGAGAAUGUAUUUAUUUAAUAAAUUUAAUAAUUAAUUAAGAGAAAAAGACUGACAAAGUAUAAUGAUUGAACACUCUCCUGUUCUUUGCAAUCUGUUCAACGAACUAUGUACUUUACUUUUUAAAAAUUAUGAAAUAUAAUACACGAAUAAUAUCAUGCCAACGUACGUAACAUUUCGCUAUAAUACUAAUGUUAACAUAUGAAUAUCAUAAACGUUUAUACGACUAAUUGUAUCAAAACGAUCGACGUUUAACUCUCAAACCACAUUGUCUCUAUUCCACUUGUUAAAAUAAGUACACAUCUCGUGGCACAGAAAAAUUCUGUCUUACAUAUUUUUACAAGUUUUAUGAAUUCUCUAAUUUAGAAUAAUA